AUGUCCAGCAGAGACCUCCAGAUGAUCGUCUCAGUCCAUCUURKACGAACUGAUGGGACCAGUUCUGGAAUCUUAGAAGGAACCGAUGGGACCAGUUCUGGAAUCUUUGAAGGAACUGAUGGGACCAGUUCUGGAAUCUUUGAAGGAACCGAUGGGACCAGUUCUGGAGUCUUAGGAGGAACUGAUGGGACCAGUUCUGGAGUCUUUGAAGGAACUGAUGGGACCAGUUCUGGAGUCUUUGAAGGAACUAGUGGGACCAGUUCUGGAAUCUUUGAAGGAACUGAUGGGACCAGUUCUGGAAUCUUUGAAGGAACCGAUGGGACCAGUUCUGGAGUCUUAGGAGGAACUGAUGGGACCAUCUUUGGAGGAACUGAUGGGACCAGUUCUGGAGUCUUUGAAGGAACUAAUGGGACCAGUUCGGGAGUCUUUGGAGGAACUGAUGGGACCAGUUCUGGAGUCUUUGAAGGAACUAAUGGGACCAGUUCGGGAGUCUUUGGAGGAACUGAUGGGACCAGUUCUGGAGUCUUUGAAGGAACUAAUGGGACCAGUUCGGGAGUCUUUGGAGGAACUGAUGGGACCAGUUCUGGAGUCUUUGAAGGAACUGCUGGGACCAGUUCGGGAGUCUUUGAAGGAACUGCUGGGACCAGUUCUGGAGUCUUUGGAGGAACUGCUGGGACCAGUUCUGGAGGUUUUGAAGGAACUGAUGGGACCAGUUCUGGAGUCUUUGGAGGAACCAAUGGGACCAGUUCUGGAGUCUUUGGAGGAACUGCUGGGACCAGUUCUGGAGGUUUUGAAGGAACUGCUGGGACCAGUUCUGGAGUCUUUGGAGGAACUGCUGGGACCAGUUCUGGAGUCUUUGAAGGAACUGCUGGGACCAGUUCUGGAGUCUUUAGAGGAAUUCUGGAGUCUUUGGAGGAACUGAUGGGACCAGUUCUGGAGUCUUUGGAGGAACUGCUGGGACCAGUUCUGGAGUCUUUGGAGGAACUGCUGGGACCAGUUCUGGAGUCUUUGGAGGAACUGAUGGGACCAGUUCUGGAGUCUUUGGAGGAACUGCUGGGACCAGUUCUGGAGGUUUUGUUGUCUCAUUCUGGUCUGAUGGAGGACUCUCUCCAGUCCAGGAUGGAGCAGAUGAUCUAA
Austrofundulus limnaeus is the source of this 1137-nucleotide messenger RNA. The record is from RefSeq and is a predicted model, not a curated record. Lineage: Eukaryota; Metazoa; Chordata; Actinopteri; Cyprinodontiformes; Rivulidae.